GCUUUGUCUAGUUCUUCUUUACUUACCAAUGAAGAAAAUGGUUAUUUUAUAUACGACUCUACUCAUUUUGCUUUCAUUGUUUUGACACAGAAUCUUUCAAUCUUUUUGGGAAAUAGCGCUCCAUACGUUAUCGUCAUAUUUUGCAAGGCCGGGCGACGACAGAAGCGCUACCAGACCUGGUUCUUCGGCACAAGAAUGAACUCCUGUCAAACUAUGGGCGACUAUAGCGACAAAGAAAUGUCCUCAGCUCGAGAGCUGAGCAAAAAGAUAAUAUCUUCUUCUACAAGGCAACAUCUGAGACGAGCAUUCUCGAUUGACAUGGCAAACAGCCUUCAGCGUCUGAAGGAAAAGUGGGAGACAGGACACUGGCCAUUAGCUCGGGUGCAAGGAAAAGCACAGAGUGGGCGUAACUGUUAUCUUGUUCAACUGCCGACAGAGUUAUUGCUGAAGAUCACAUCAUAUUUGCCGGUGAUUCCUCGGGCGUGUCUUGCCUUGACCUGCACGCGACUAUUCUUAGCAGAUGUUGCCGUUCUGAACUCAGAACUACUGCGUUUCACUCCGGAUUUUGCGCCGCUCUUCAAGCACUAUCGGAACCAAUACAACUUUGCGACUCCUCGGUGGCAACUCAUCAGACUCCUAGAGAAUAGGCGGUGGCUUGCAUGUUCCAGAUGCUUGAAGCUACAUAUGGUGGCCUGCUUUCCCCAGCGAGAACAGAAAAAGCAACCUGAACACCGAAUUUGUAAUCUUGGGAAUCUCGCUGGCGUAGUUGAUUUAUGUCCAUGCAUCAAAUUGACCUUUCACGGAAAGAUGGAUCUCUUUGACCUUCUGCGAGCGCGACAACAGUCUCUGACAGCUCUGGCAACGCAAUGUGGUAUCAAUACCCAGGAACGCUUCUGCUGGCACUCUUGCGUCAUGAAGUACGGAUCUUCGGAGAUAAAGAUUCGGAUAUUACCUGAGCUGGACGAAACCGACAUGCUGAAGGUCAGAGUGGAAUACAAGUUCACGAUUGAGGCAGGGCAGCUUGGAAAAGAAGAGUGCAUGAUACCCCGUUUGGGAUGUGCACACCGGGCGGUCGAUAUGUGGCUCGCCAGCGUCUGUAACACAUAUGACGAACUUGGUUAUACGCCGCCGCACAUAUCAACCUGCAGUAUAUGCAAUACUAGCUUGAUAUGCUACCGGAAAGGACCCUUACGUAUAGAUGAAGGGUCAGGACACGCUAUAUACGACCUCUACACCGAGAGAUGUCUUGGAUCUGGCAAUGCGUCUGUUCCAGACCACCAGUGGGCUGCUCAGAGAAGCCAUCCUGCAGGGGUUCGGCGAACCGUCGGUGAUUGCGACGAGCAUUGCCCUUGGAGUCCCAACAAGUAUCACUUCCUCCCAUAACCUAUGGAAUAGAUGUACUUGUCAAUAUCUACGUACAGGUUAGGCAACAUAGAGGAGGCAAGUCCCCUAGGCUGUUCCUCAUGGCCAUGUGCUUCCCUUAAGGCCCCAUGCAUCUACUACACGACGCGAGCUGCUAGUUAUUACGAUCCCAUUUCUUUAUUCCUGGGGUUGCAAUCCCCUGCUGCUGCCGAACUAAAACGGGAGGUGUACAACUAGAUGCAAUAUUAUAUAUUGAUCUCCUGUUACCAGAGCGAGAACCGCGAUGCCC
Aspergillus caelatus is the source of this 1651-nucleotide messenger RNA. Its product is annotated as F-box protein. Lineage: Eukaryota; Fungi; Ascomycota; Eurotiomycetes; Eurotiales; Aspergillaceae. The coding region runs from base 196 to 1383 and encodes 395 amino acids. The transcript has a single exon. Gene Ontology annotation, molecular function: protein binding. The record is from RefSeq and is a predicted model, not a curated record.